This is a messenger RNA of Mytilus trossulus (common blue mussel), 1019 nucleotides long. Its product is annotated as ADP-ribosylation factor-like protein 6-interacting protein 4. NCBI's taxonomy places the organism in Eukaryota, Metazoa, Mollusca, Bivalvia, Mytilida, Mytilidae. Bases 96 to 737 code for a protein of 213 amino acids. The transcript is spliced from 5 exons. The record is from RefSeq and is a predicted model, not a curated record.
ACAAAAUGUCUGCGCCCAUAAGAUUUGUAAAUUUUCACUAUUCUCGACUAUUUUGCACAUUUUUAGCUUUUUAUUGACCAAAUGGAAUAAAUGAAAUGGGAAAAUCCAGAAAUAGAUCACGGUCAAGGUCACCAUUACCUUCAAAGAAAAGAAAAUCAAGAUCGAAGUCCAGCAGCAAAAAGAAACGUAGUCGUAGGCAUAGUUCAUCAAGUUCUGAUUCAUCCAGUUCAUCAAGCUCAAGUUCUAGUUCCCAAAGUUCUACUCCCUCAAGAAGAAGAUCAUCAAAAGAUUCUAAAAAACAUAAAAGAAAGAAGAAACAUAAAUCUAAGCAUAGGUCAUCUUCAAGCAGUUCUUCAAGUGCCUCUAGGGAAAGAAAAAAAUCUAAAAAGAAAAAGAAGAAACGAAAAAAGAAAAAGUCUUCCAAAGAUAAAGUAGAGCCAAAACAAGAAUUAGAAAAACUUAUUAAAAAUGAAGAUGUGAAGCUUAAAAGCAAGGAAAAAGAAACAAAAAAUGCUGUUAGAUCCAUGAAGCCAAUGACAAAAGAAGAAUGGGAAAAACAACAGAGUGUAAUUAAAAGGGUGUAUGAUCCAGAAACGGGCAGGAACAGGUUGGUAAAAGGAGAUGGUGAAAUUCUAGAAGAAAUUGUAAGCAAAGACAGACAUAAAGAAAUUAACAAGCAAUCUACACUUGGUGAUGGAGUUUUCUUCCAGGCUAAGAUGGGGUUGAAUAAGAAAUGAGAGAUCAGCAGUUUUCUUUUUGACUCAUUUUACAAUAACAGUGUCAAAUGUUCAGUGUUGCAUGCAUUACGAACCAAUUAUGAAACUAUGAUUUAAUUCUAGAAACACAAUGUGUUCAGAGAAUUUGUAUAUGCAAAUCAGUAAUAACAUGCUUAACUCUUAUUGUUAACUUAUGUUAAUGUAUGCAUAAAGACUUUAAGCCUUUGUUAAGAUAUUUUAAGUUAUUUGUGAGUGUCUUUCUGUGAGUAGAUCAGCAAAUAAACAAACUACAUGUAUAUUUAA